Messenger RNA from Dermacentor silvarum, 669 nucleotides. It is a transcript of the gene mRpS14, whose product is annotated as 28S ribosomal protein S14, mitochondrial. The record is from RefSeq and is a predicted model, not a curated record. NCBI's taxonomy places the organism in Eukaryota, Metazoa, Arthropoda, Arachnida, Ixodida, Ixodidae. Bases 67 to 474 code for a protein of 135 amino acids. Gene Ontology annotation, cellular component: mitochondrial small ribosomal subunit; ribosome. The transcript is spliced from 3 exons. Gene Ontology annotation, molecular function: structural constituent of ribosome. Gene Ontology annotation, biological process: translation.
UUUGCACAUGUGAUGGCGGCGUACAUGUCGUUCAUUUAUUGAUCCGACGCCCAGUUUAUUCUCAAUAUGGCAAUGAAUAAAGUCAUUAAUACCGUUAAAUUUAUGUUAGGCGCCAGGUUUCCAAGCCAGAAUGCCACGCCACUGGGGACCUUAAUGCCCUGUCGAAACAUGUACACCGACUGGCGAAUGGCUCGAGACGCCAAGAGGAGAAGAACGGUCAAAGAGUACGCGCGUCUGAGGUUAAAUAUCAACUCCAUGAGAAAGAAUGACAUCCUGCCGAAAAGUUUGCAGGAAAUUGCGGACAAGGAGAUCGCGGCCCUGCCGUUGAACAGCUGCUACACGCGCUUCCACGGCCGCUGCGUGAUCACCUCUCGGGCGAGAGGCUUCGUGCGGCCCUGGCGGGUGUCGCGCAUAAUGUUCCGGCACCUGGCCGACUACAACUACCUGUCCGGGGUGCAGAGGGCCAUGUGGUAGACCCCCGCGAUAUACGCUACAGGCCGGACCUUGUCGAGAGAUUGUUAUAGUUGACGUGUACAAAUGCAUGGUUUCCAACGCGAGGUCUUCGCCGUUGUACGGCCCUUACAAUCCUUGCACCGCACUGCCUAAAAAGGUAUGCAGAUAAGUAUAUCUCACGUAGACGUGCCAGGAAUAAAGAAGUUUAGAAUGCCA